Molecule: messenger RNA, 2905 nt
Organism: Owenia fusiformis
Lineage: Eukaryota; Metazoa; Annelida; Polychaeta; Sabellida; Oweniidae
Source: the annotation of a GenBank genome assembly
CUUGAGACAAUGUUUCAAAUUUAAAAAAUAAAUUAUAUUUGUAGUAAUCUGAAUAUUUUAUUAAGUAUGCAUAUAUCUUUUGCUCCCCAACACUUACGUAUUGAUCGAUAUUUUUGACGAGAAAUUUUUCUCAGUUCUUGUCAUGGAUCUCUAAAUUUUUCAUUUUUUUGAAUUUUUUCCAGAAAUCUACAUUUAUCUGCUUUAUAUGGCGCCGUCCAACAGGUACAUUUGAUAGUAAUAUGGCAGUGGAUAUCAAAGUGGUUGUCAGUGAGCUGGGAGAAUCUUCCUUAUUUAUCAGUAUUCCACUUGGGAAAAAUCACAUUAAACCUGUUUUAGACAAUAAGGAGAAAAUAAACAUUCAAUUCACUUUAACCUGUAACGACUGUCACAAAUCAUUUAAAGUAUUUGAUAAACUAGCUGGACAUCUAGAAGAACGGAAUUGUAAAAAUGAACUUCCAAAAAAGAAAUCACGACCAAGGCCACAACAGCCUGAAGAGGCUAAAGCCUAUCCUGAAUUGGAUAACUUUGACAAAGUUGAAACUCCAGUUGUUGCCUUAAAACGUCCAAGAAGAAAGUGUGUUCCAAAUAAAAGAUAUCAAAGUGAUGAUUUUACGACAGUUGAUUCUGUAAUGUCAGAUGUACCAGAGGCUCAAUCUAUCGGAGCAGGAGGAGAUGCUGGCAAUGCACAUAACAACACAGAUUCUGAGUCUGCACCAGGAGUCCAAGAUAACAAUCACAAAGCUGAUCUACCAUGCAAUGAUAUUGAAAAUGAAGAGGUUGAUCAUAAUAAUGAUGAAUCUAGAACUGCAACAAGUGAACAACAAGCAACAAUUAGUGAAAAAACUGAGCUUGGAGUAUCUGAUAAUGAGAACAAACAUGAUAUAACUAAAAUAUGUGAAGAAAAUGAUAAUGUUAAAGUAAAAGAUAGAAACACUGAUUCGGAUUAUGAAAUUGAAAAUGAGAAUAAAAGCCGCAGGGGUAGAAAACCUAAGAAACAAAAGAAAAGAAUAUUGACUAAAACAUUAAACAAUGUGAACAAAUUAUCUACUUGUGAUCUCUGUUUGAAAGUGUUUGGUUCCAAGCAAAAACUUCAUGACCACAAGAGAAAAACUCAUGCCCCAGAACAUAUAAAGAGGGCACUGAGAGGCCCAAGGAAAUUAGAGAAAAGUAAGAGUUUCAAAUGUCAAUAUUGUCCCCAGAGAUAUUUUGCUACUAAAGCGGAGACUGAGUUACAUGAAGCUUGCCACUCGGAUGAUGUAUUUAAAUGUCCAUAUUGUGAAGUUUCUAACACAAUAUGGGGAGUCAUUCUCUCACACAUACUGCAGAAACAUCCUGAAUCACGGGACAUUUUCCAAAGAGUGAAAGAUAAAUAUUUUGGAUCUUACAAAUGCUCAAGUUGUCCUAAAACCUUCCCAACUCUUAGUCGUAAAACACAACAUGAAAAGUUCCAUGAUAAUAAGGAAUAUACAUGUGAAGUAUGUGGCAAGAUUUUCUUCACAAAUGCCACACGGUUUCAAUAUCACGUGGAUUUAUGCAAAACAGGUUGUGGAAGUUUUAAUUGUGAAAAAUGUGACUUUAAGACAACAGUCAAAAGCAUAUUUGAAGGUCAUUUGGCGUGUCAUGAAGGAAAUGGACAUGAAUGUGAAGUUUGUAAAAAACAAUUUCCAGUACGACAUAUGCUAAAGCAACAUGAACGAACUCACCUGGGUGACAAAGGAGCUCAUGUAUGUGACCAUUGUGGUCAAAAAUAUAAAAUCCGAUCCUCCCUGUUGGUCCAUGUGAAACGUGCACACUCGGACAUGACUACUGGAGAGCUCUACAUGUGCCAAGAAUGUAACUUUCAUUCUAAGUUAAAAGCGGAUGUAGCACGACAUUUCCGAUUCGUUCAUGACAAACCUUACAAAUGUGAUAAAUGUGACUUUCAGACAGCUUCACAGAAUGUAUUUCAGGAGCAUGAAGAAUAUCAUAAAGGAUUGAGGCCAUUUACGUGUGAAUUCUGUAACUAUGCAGGGCGUUCCAGCCUUACUCUCAGGGAUCAUGUGCAUGCUGUACACACGCUGCAGAAAGACAUUGUCUGCCCCAUAGAAAACUGUGGCCAGACAUUUAAAAAACAAGUUUAUCUGCGACGGCACAUGACAAAACAUACUGGGGAAAAACCAUUCCGCUGUGAUGUUUGCAAGAUGGCCUUCCGAAGCCAUGCGACAAUGUAUCGCCAUCGUGCCAGGGUACACCCAGAGACUGCCAAGACCAACCGAAAAUCAAGAUCUCAACCAAGAGCCACUGAGUUCCAAUUUGAACAAACUGAUUUAGGGCCAGAUGGUGGCAAUCUGAUUCAUAUCAUAGAGGACCAUGAUAAUCAGUUUGCAUCUUUAGUUCAAGCUGUUGAAAAACACUUGAUUCCAUCAACUGAAGAUUCAGAAUCUCAUGUGGUGUUACCUCCUGAUGUAGAUUUCACUGAAGGACAAGAACAUGAAGAGACACCACAAUAUAUUCAGGAAAUUGCCGAAGAGCAGAUUGUAUUAACUGAUGAUCAUAAUUCUCAAGAAUUCAUAUCAACAGACAAUUUUGGGACACAAAAUAUUGAAAAUGUAAAUGGUGAUUCUGAAACUGUGAUAUUAAAUUCAGGUUUAGAUAAUAAUAGUGAAACCCCAGGAGAAACAUAUGUUUUAAUAAAUAAUAGAAAUAUUGAUGUUCCUGAAUCUUAUUAUGUAGUGGUAGAUGGUGGAAUCACAGAUGAGCAUGUAGUCAUGCAAGACAAUGCUGAAGUAAAUGAACAUGUAGUCAUGCAAGACAAUGCUGUUGUUAAUGAACAUGUAGUCAUGCAAGACAAUGCUGAAAUUAAUGAACAUGUAGUCAUGCAAGACAAUGCUGAAGUUAAUGAACAUGUAGUCAUGCAAGACAAUGC